Molecule: messenger RNA, 2609 nt
Organism: Trichogramma pretiosum
Lineage: Eukaryota; Metazoa; Arthropoda; Insecta; Hymenoptera; Trichogrammatidae
Gene: Sac1
Product: phosphatidylinositide phosphatase SAC1
Exons: 6
Coding region: 570-2321 (583 amino acids)
Biological process (GO): phosphatidylinositol dephosphorylation
Cellular component (GO): endoplasmic reticulum
Molecular function (GO): phosphatidylinositol-4-phosphate phosphatase activity
Source: RefSeq, a predicted model, not a curated record
UUAUAUCACGAGCCGCAGAAGGUGUACUUACAACUCCGUAAUCGUAAUCUCUCUCUCUCUCUCUCUCUCUCUCUCUCUUAUUAAUGCGGCAGGCGUUUGUGAUAGUGUCGGUGUGUAUAUGCGUGCGACGAGCUGCGCUAUAGCGGAGUGACAUCAUCGUCGCUGCAGAACUUGCCUGCUUAGCUGCUGCUACUACGCGGAAUACACGUAGAUACUUACUUGCUCCGUGUUGUACGACGCGGGCGUAUGUUAUACACGACGCGCGUCAAAAGAGGCCUCCUGUGCAUGGAUGUGUAGUAGCUUCUGCUGUGUCUGACACGAGUCUCGUUAAAUUAAAAUAUUGUCAUUAGAGUUGCAACGAAACAUUUGGUGCAGUGUUGGCUUCAGCAAAAUAAGGCAGAAAAGAGUUUUGUUUCAUCGAUCAGAGCGGAUUCGCGAGAACCACUGGACAUCUCUCUCUUCUCUCUCUCACUCUCUUAACCACUGAUCUGCGGCCGAGACGCAUUUCUUUUUUUAGUGAUAAAACAUCGAGUGGAUUCACGGAAAAAUAGUACUUAUAAGAAGAAAAUAUGGCUUCGAACGUCGACGUUUACGAUGAACUUUAUUUAUACGCAACACCCGAUAAGUUUUACAUCGAGCCAGUGAGAACAAAAGUUUUGCUGGUCAUUGAUAGGGUAUCGCACUCUAUUCAUUCCCAAGUUGCCAAUCCAAGCCAAAUUCCACAAACGGCGAGCCGACGCAAGAUCUGGGGAAUCGUCGGGAUCGUUCGCUUGCUCGCCUGUCCGUACUUGAUAGUCAUAGACAAUGCCCAGAAAGUCGGAACGAUCGCCAAUCAGGACGUCUACAAGAUCGUGUCCACCAAUGUCAUACCGUUCUCCAGAUCCAUGUAUCAUCUGGACGAGAAGCAGCAGCGUCACAACUCGUCGUACUUGGACAUGAUCAAGCUGGUGCUGAGUACGCCACAUUUUUACUUUAGUUACACGUACGACUUGAGUCAUACCAUGCAGAGGCUUCAUAAUACAACACCAGAUUUCCUCCAGAGUCCACUGCAUGAAAGAGCGGACUCGAGAUUUAUCUGGAACUCACAUUUACUUCAUGAAUUGUCAAGCAGAUCUGAAUUCCAAAAGUUCUGCCUUCCUAUUAUUCAUGGCUUCAUAUCUUUAAAUACUAUUGUUAUCAAUGGCAUUUCCUUCAAUUGGGGAAUCGUAUCAAGACGAUCAAUUCAAAGAGCAGGAACAAGAUUGUUCUGCAGGGGAAUUGAUGCCAAUGGCAACGUGGCAAAUUUUGUCGAAACAGAACAGAUUAUUGAAGCCAAUGGCAGUAAAAGCUCAUUUGUUCAAACUCGUGGUUCCAUUCCCCUUUACUGGCAGCAAGCUCCUAAUUUAAAAUUAAAGCCCAAACCUGCUUUGAUACCCAAUGAAAAUCAUUUAGUGUCAGCUGCAAGGCAUUUUGAAAGUCAAAUAUUUCUCUAUGGCAAGCAAAUUCUAGUCAAUCUGAUUGAUCAAAAAGGAGCAGAAGCCAAUUUAGAGAGAGCAUAUAAAGAAACAGUGCAAGAAUUGAGAAAUCAAAACAUAAGAUACGAAGCUUUUGAUUUCCAUGCAGAAUGUCGUAAAAUGCAAUGGCAUCGGCUAGACAUUUUAAUGGCUCGUCUUGCCCAAGAUCAAGAAUUAAUGGGUUACUUCCUUUUAACCAGAGAUGGUGUUCUGGUUUCAGUUCAGGAUGGUGUAUUUCGAACAAACUGUAUCGAUUGUUUAGAUAGAACAAAUGUUGUACAAAGUAUGCUGGCAAAGAGAGUUCUUUCAGAUGCUUUAUCCAAGUUGGAAAUUGCAAGAAAUGUGGAUGAGCAUCCUUCUUUUGAAUACUUAUUUAAGCAGAUUUGGGCUGAUAAUGCUGAUAUAAUAAGUACUCAAUACUCAGGAACUAGUGCUUUAAAAACCGAUUUCACAAGAACUGGUAAAAGAACUAAAUAUGGUGUAUUGAAAGACGGUGUCAAUUCUCUCACAAGAUACUACAAAAAUAACUUUGCUGAUGGUUUUCGUCAGGAUGCAAUCAAUCUAUUUUUGGGUAGAUAUACAGUAAGAGAUGGAGAGUGCGCAGCUGUAACAUGUCCUUUGGAAACAGAGAGAAACUGGCGAUAUGCUACAUUCCCCUUAGUACUUUUAGUAGCUACAUCAAUGUUGAUUGCUCAUAUGAUAUUGCCGUCAAGGUACACUACAGAGAUUCUUCUCUACAUGCUAUUUUGGGGUGCAAUGGUUGGUGGUACAUUUGCAACCAUCAUUCAUCAUGGCAAGCAGUACGUCGACAAACCAAAACUUUUGUAAUAUUUGUGAUAUCAUUGAUAUUGCGUCCAGAUGAUGUUAUAUAUAAAUAUAUUUUAUUUAAUAAUUAAAAAAUUCUAUGAAAUAUUGUAAUAUAAAAAUGUGUAAUCGAUCAUUGUCGUAAUUAAAAGUGUAUGACAUAUUUCAACAAACAGUAUGAUGCAUUUCCCAUGAUACACAAAGAAUCGUGAGCAUAAAUUCAAUAAUUUUUCAAAAUUUAUUUAUGUCUACUUAUAUCAAUACAUGAAUUAGUAAGAGAUAUUGCCUUUGGGCAUUAAAAAAUUAGUUAAA